AUGACGUUCGGGCCACUUCUGCUCCUGACCUACUGCCCCAACCAAGUCACCAGGGUAGCGGUUGCCAUAGAGACGCUGGACCGCAAUGACAACGCCCCCGAACUGGACCGACAAUACAACACGGCCGUGUGCGACUCCAGCGCUGCUGGACAGGUGGUGCAGGUGAUUCGAGCGACGGAUAAAGACCAAAGCAGCCACAACUCUCCUAUCCACUUCAGCAUUCCCGCAGAGUCCAGCAGCGUGCUCAACUUCUCCAUCAGAGAGCGGGGAGACCACACGGCGAGUCUGGUGCUCUUGUCGUCCCUGAAGGCUCUUCCUCGCUCUUCCUCUUUGCCUACCCUAAAAAUACCCAUAAUGCUCCGUGACGGUGCGUCAGACUUCAGCAGCACAGGAACGAUUACCGUUACGGUGUGUCCAUGCCAAAACGGAGGCAUGUGGGCAGAAGAACGAAAACAACAAAUGGACGAGAAGGAUAAAGCGUCUGUGCCGGACUGGGAGAGGCAGGCGUCGUGUUUGCCUUCACCGUCAAACUCCCCGCUGCUGGGCGUCAGCUCGGCCGCCAUGCUGGCCAUCCUGGCCUGUGCGUCCACUCUGCUGGUGGUGGCGGCGCUCUCGCUAUCGUUGCGAAGGCAGAAACGGGACACUCAGUCUCCUGUGGAGGAUGAUGAGAUCAGGGAGAACAUUAUCACGUAUGACGACGAGGGAGGCGGCGAGGCAGACACGGCCGCUUUCGAUAUCGCGACCCUGAAGAGCGCCCCCCAGAGCAUGUGCAGGGCACAGCGGCUUCAGGACAGCAAGAAUAUGUAUUCUCAGGAUAACUUGGACAGCAUCAGAACCUUCAGUUGGAGUCAGGGUUUGGGUUUUGACCCACGUCGUCCCGUCUCUGCACCCCUCUACGGACGGUACUGCUACAGCAUCCAGACCCUUCCAGCUUCGAGAAACAGACUUGGCCCAUUCAACUCCAGGCUGGAUCUCGCCAAACUGGCAUACAUUCUUCCCGGCAGCCAAGGCCAGGCAGGCGGCCCUUUAGAAUCCGGUUCUGUAUUUAUUGGCAAGAGCAGGGAUGGAUCAGAACAUAAAAGAGCAGACGGAUCCACCGACAGCAUUCCGAAAGAGAGCGAGACAGGAAGUGAGGUCAUCUCUGAGAGCCACACACUCAGCCGGGAUCAGUCUGUGCAUUCGGACCAGGUUCUGUUCCUC
Molecule: messenger RNA, 1200 nt
Organism: Sinocyclocheilus anshuiensis
Lineage: Eukaryota; Metazoa; Chordata; Actinopteri; Cypriniformes; Cyprinidae
Product: cadherin-24-like
Exons: 7
Biological process (GO): cell morphogenesis; multicellular organism development; cell migration
Cellular component (GO): adherens junction; membrane; catenin complex
Molecular function (GO): beta-catenin binding; cadherin binding; calcium ion binding
Source: RefSeq, a predicted model, not a curated record